Molecule: messenger RNA, 3562 nt
Organism: Salvia splendens (bonfire salvia)
Lineage: Eukaryota; Viridiplantae; Streptophyta; Magnoliopsida; Lamiales; Lamiaceae
Product: rop guanine nucleotide exchange factor 14
Exons: 7
Coding region: 1803-3410 (535 amino acids)
Molecular function (GO): guanyl-nucleotide exchange factor activity
Source: RefSeq, a predicted model, not a curated record
UCUUUACCAAAUUUAUUUUUUAUUCUAUGAAAAAAAAACAAACAAUGAUGUGGAUAGAUUCUGUUGCUCAGAUGCCCCAACUGAGCAAGAAUCAUAAACUGUGUGUUAAACAGAGAUGUUUUUCUGGUCUUUCCGGUCUUGUUUCGGCCCCUUCUUUUAACGUACUACAUUACACAUUGGGGGUAAAUGGUGUAGGAAUAUACGAGGAGAUUGAAACAUGAUAGAAUAGAAAUAGGAUGCAUAUUAGGAAAUGCUUGAGAUAUUUGUGUAUAGACAACUUGGCAUGGUGGGUCAUAAUUGAACUUUAUUUUAUUUGGAAGUUAAAUAUAAAGGUUUCAUAAAGUCAUCGACUGGUUUUCUAUGCACCUAAUUUCCUACCACAUGGGUGUUUAUCAAUACAAGAUGUGCAUUUGACAAAAAAAAUUGAAUCUUGGGGCUUACUGAUCUUCAAAUGAGGAAAUUUCUUGGGGUGUUUAGAAAUGUGCCCCCUACCCAAAAUAAAUUGGUCAAGCCUAUAGAAAGAUCUGUUUAUGUAAUUGGUAACCCAAAUUGCCCCUACCCUCCUCCAUACCAGAAAAUAAUAAUAAUAGUAGCAAAACAUAAACGUACCUCACUGCAUUUUGUGCAUAUUCAGCCAUGUGGGGUUGAACCUCAUUUAUUACAUUUAUUAAACACUGCAAGAAGUAGUUCAAUGCCUCGGUACUGAAAGAACAAGAAAUCCUAGCAUUAUUGGUCAAAUUUACAUGAUAAACUACUACUUACUCCAUAUAUUAACUGCAAUUCUUUCUUUCUUUCCUUUUUUUUUGAGGGGGGUCCUUUUAUCUUUGACUUGCUUAGUCAAUUUUAUGGCCACCAAGAUUUCAAAUUUAUUUCUUUUUGGUGUUUGAAAAGUGGAUGGAGAGAGUGAAGAAAGUUUUAUGUUCUCAUUUUUUGUGGUGGGAUAGAGAUUUCUCAGUAGCACUUAGUGAUGGAGGCACCAUUGAGUUUGUAUGGACCCUAUUUCUUUUAUCAUCAGAAAUCAUGAAUUUGCAUUUGAUGGGACAAAAAAGUCAUUGUCUUCUGACAUUUCCCUUUUUAAAUUUAAAUGGUUUCUAUUUGGAUCUACAUCUCCUGUAGAAUUAUACCUCCAUGAUCAGUCCAUCUCAGCUCAUCUUGUUUUUAUUCUCUUUAAGAUCUUGACUUUUAUGCUUGUUGCCAAUAAAAAAAAAUUAUCACUACUCAGAUCCUUUCAAUAUGUUCUACUUCUGAUUGAUAAUUCUAACUAUAAGACAAAAACAUGGAAAAAAACAUCCGCAAUUUUCGUUACCAACUAGCUUGAUUUUCUCCAGUUAUUUCUGAUGUAUUUGCAGAUGUGUCUUAUAUUUCAAACUGUUAUCCUUUGUCAGUUUAGGUUACAAUCAGUGCCGUGUGUUGCUUGUUUAUACCAUGUGCAGACUAGAUGGGGCAUUAUUUAUGUCACGUGAUAAGUCGACCUUUAGCAAUCACACAUUUUUUUGUGUGGGGAUAUGUUUAACAUUAGUAAUCUAAGAAAAGAAUAGCAUCCAAUAAGACAUACUGUUUGCUAAGAUCUGUCGUCGUUGCAUUCUUGUUCACUCUGACAUGUGUUCUUUGUAUAUUAAUUAAUCGCGCUAUCAAAGUUCAGUGUUCUUACCUCAAAUGGGAGGAUGAAUGCUGUAGUUUGGAGUGAUUUACAUCAGCUGUGCUUGAAUGGAAGUUUGGACAGCAAAAGUAGGAUUGAAAUCAAACAAUUUUUUGAAAGAAUCUUAAAACAAGUGCAGUCACAGACUGAUGUUUGAGAGAUAAUGACGUAUAAUGGUCUCGAGAGCUGCAUUCAGUCUUUUGAUAAUGAUAGUGGCACCAGCAGAGGGGAUGGCUGUGUCACUGACUCCCAUGACGAGGAUGACUCGAGCUGCUCGUCCAGCAAUAAUGCUUCUGGAUCGUUCUCCUCUAUCUGGACGAUAUCGAAGAAAGACGAUCAGUGUCAAGAUGAGUGGAAUUUCACAGCAACCCCUAGACACAUCCUUGCAAAAGAAAAGCCACAGCAUACCAGCCAAUGCUCAGAUAUCGAAACAAUUAAGGAAAAGUUUGCUAAGCUGUUGCUCGGGGAGGAUAUUACCGGUGGGGCAAAGGGAAUCUCCACAGCAUUAGCGCUGUCAAAUGCUAUCAAUAAUCUAGCAGCUUCCGUCUUUGGUGAGCUUUGGAAGUUAGAGCCGUUGACGGAUGAGAGUAAGAGCAAAUGGCAAAGAGAAAUGGAUUGGCUGCUUGCCCCAACUAACUAUAUGGUCGAGUUGGUUCCUGCAAAGCACAACGAUGCUAAUGGCCGGACAAUAGAGAUCAUGACUCCAAAAGCUCGAGCGGACAUCAACAUGAAUCUUCCAGCUCUGCGGAAAUUGGAUUCCAUGCUCAUUGAAACCCUCGACUCGAUGGUGAAUACAGAAUUCUGGUAUGCUGAGGUGGGCAGCCGAGCUGAAGGAAGGAGCCGGAGCUCUGGACAGAGCAAGCGGUGGUGGCUUCCUUCCCCGCAAGUGCCCACAGUCGGCCUCUCAGAGAUAGAAAGAAAGAGAUUGCUGCAUCAGGGAAAAUUGAUCUUUCAAGUUUUCAAAGCUGCCAAAGCCAUCAACGAGAACAUCUUGGCUGAUAUGCCGAUCCCUGCCAACAUCAGAGACGCGCUCCCAAAGUCCCCGAAGACGAGCCUUGGAGAGGAACUGUACAAAAUACUGUCUGCAGAGUGUCUGCCUACCGAGGAUAUGAUCAGCUGCCUGAAUCUGAAAUCCGACGUCGGUGCUCUCGAUGCCAUCAACCGGUUGGAAGGUGCUAUAUUCGCAUGGAAAGAGAGAGAAAUGGAGCAAGACAAUGUCAAGUCCCCCAUGCGAAGGUCGUGGUCUUUCGUUUUAGAUCCAUUGUCCGAACUCGAUAAGACGGAAGCAUUGAUUCACCGAGCCGAACUACUAGUGCUGCAGCUCAAGAGCAAGUAUCCAAAUCUUCCUCAGACAUUCUUAGAUGUCACAAAAAUCAGAUAUGGAAUGGAUGUUGGACACUCGAUUCUUGAAGCCUACUCCCGAGCUUUAUCCAACACAGCAUUCAGCAUUCUGUCACGGCUAGGAGACAUUCUUCAAGAAGACAUUGUGAGCAACCCCAACUCUCCGAUUGCGAUGUCGCAGCUCGUUGGAGCUAGGAUCCCGGGGAUCUCGGACAGCCCGAUGCUCGACCGUGUCCGGCACUCCCUCAUCAAUCAGCUGAACUCCACAGAUGCGAAAUCUUGCAACUCCAUUGUUGUCUCUGACGACGCUUCCGACGUGGAGGCUCGUAACGAUGGAGCUAAGAUUACCUCGGUGAGCGCGACGCCAAGCCGCCGAGCUUGGUGCGUCGGCAGAAAUGCUUGCCAAUUUAUGUCUGGUAGAUAUGACUGAUACGAACUCAUAUUCUGUCAUGUAAAUAACACACCAUGUUUGUGUCGUGCAGCAGGUUAUUAUGUCUUGAGUUACAUUUGAAACUCAAAGAUAAUAUAUUCAUAUAUGUGUCACGGUCAAAUCUUCUUAUUAGUAAAUUCUAAAUUUAUGUA